This is a messenger RNA of Brienomyrus brachyistius, 3070 nucleotides long. It is a transcript of the gene efemp2a, whose product is annotated as EGF containing fibulin extracellular matrix protein 2a. Lineage: Eukaryota; Metazoa; Chordata; Actinopteri; Osteoglossiformes; Mormyridae. The transcript has 11 exons. Gene Ontology annotation, molecular function: calcium ion binding. The coding region runs from base 513 to 1826 and encodes 437 amino acids. The record is from RefSeq and is a predicted model, not a curated record.
CAGCGCAGGGGAGCUGGAGGGGGGUAGGAGCGGCCGCCUUCUUUUCCUCUGCACUCCCUUUCUCUUCCUCCCUCUCGCACACACUCACACCGCGACUGUCGACCUCCCCGCUUGCUCUUUACGGGGCCUGAGAGGCCGGGAACGGAGACCGCGAGCGUCUGCAAAUCACGUCGCCGCUGGCCAGGGAGAGCGACCGGGCGGCACACGGCCACGUGACGGGCAGACAGGCUUCUGUUCCAUUUUCAUGGAAGAGGAGCGGCGAGCAGGGGCCCGAAAGCUACUCUGCGGCCGGCUCGGAGGAGUCGGGGAGGAAAGAGGCGAGGCAGUUGAAGAUAGAAGAGGCCGGAGAGGCUCUGGAAGGGCAGGAGAGACUCUGUCCGAUUCCGAAAUCACCGGGAGUGCGGACAUCCUUCACCUGUGACGCCAGCCCCCCCCCCCACCUGAUCCCCCCACCUCCUCCAUCGCUCCGUUUUGUCGGCCUGCUCCGGCGCUCUGUCCACCCGCCUGUGAGCAUGCGGAGUGUGUGCGUGCCGCCCCCGCUGCUGCUCUGUGCCUGCGUGUCUCUGCUCCUGCCCUGCUCCGUCUCACAGCCCCCUGCAGAGAGUGACACCUACACGGAGUGCCCGGAUGGCUACCACUGGGACCCAGAGAGCAGGCACUGCAAAGACAUAAAUGAGUGUGAGACCAUUCCGGAAGCCUGCAAGGGCGAGAUGAAGUGCUUCAACCACUACGGCGGCUACCUGUGCCUCCCACGCUCCGCCUCCUUAAUCCCUGCCCCCGAACCGCCCAACCAAUCGGAGCACAGCGAGGUCUUCAACUCCUGUCUCCUUGGGUACGAGCUGCAGGGGGACAGCUGUGUGGACGUGGAUGAAUGUGAGCAGGACACCCACGACUGCCAGCCGAGCCAAGAGUGCUUCAAUGUGCUGGGAGGCUUCACCUGCCAGUGUCCUGAGGGAUACCGCAAAGUCGGCACCGAGUGCAUUGACAUAGAUGAGUGCCGGUACAGGUACUGCCAGCAUCGCUGUGUCAAUGUUCCUGGGUCCUUCUCCUGUCAGUGUGAGCCUGGGUUCCAGGUGGCCGGGAACAACCGCUCCUGUGUAGAUGUGAAUGAGUGUGAAAUGGGAGCCCCCUGUCAACAGAGAUGUUAUAACACGUACGGCACCUUCCUGUGCCGCUGUCAGCAGGGCUAUGAACUGGCCUCUGAUGGCAUCACAUGUAACGAUAUCGAUGAGUGUAGUUACUCCAGUUUUCUAUGCCAGUACCAGUGUUUGAACCAGCCAGGAAAAUUCUCGUGUGUGUGUCCGGAAGGGUACCAACUACACGGAACACGCCUCUGCCAUGAUGUGAACGAGUGCGAGCUCGGCUCGCAUCGGUGUACUGACGGACAGACGUGCGUGAACAUCCACGGCUCAUUUAAGUGUGUGGAGACCGACCGCUGCCAGGACCCUUAUGUGCAGGUGUCUGACAACCGCUGUGUUUGCCCCGUAAAUAAACUCGCUUGCCGGGACGUGCCUUUCUCCAUCGUGCAUCGCUACAUGAGCAUCACGUCUGAGCGUGCCGUCCCAUCAGAUGUCUUCCAGAUCCAAGCCACCAGCAUCCACCCCAGGGCCUACAAUACCUUUCGUAUCCGAUCUGGGGACGACAACGAUGAUUUUUACAUCAGGCAAAUUAACAACAUGAAUGCCAUGCUGGUCUUGGCCCGUGCUGUGACCGGACCCAAUGAGUACGUUCUGGACCUAGAGAUGGUGUCCGUCAACCGCGUCAUGAGCUACCAGAGCAGCUCCGUCCUACGUCUGACCAUCUACGUGGGACCGUACGCUUUCUAGGGAAGGAGUAACCAACAGAGAAUAAGGGAGUGAGAGGCCGAGGCAGAAGGAUAGAGUGGAGAGAUAGUGAGAGGGAGGGAAGGAUAAGAGGGAUAGAGAUCAGGGAAAUGUUGGGGUGGCCAAAGAGGAAUGGAAGGAGAGAGAAUCUCAGACCCACAUUCACCCGCAUUCAGGCCUUUGUCAGCUGGUCCUGUCUGGAUUUAGUCAAAACUAGUGUGAUGAUUUCAAAGAGUAACUAAUGUCAAGCAAAUCUCCAGUAGGGACCAACCAUGCAACCAUUACAUCACACGGCAGACAACGAUGGGUUUAGUGAUUGGCGGCAACAAAUUUGUGAGCGUGUGGCUCCUGUGGACGAGCGGCUGACUGGCUUUCCAAGGCCAAACCCUGUUUUUUUCUUCAGAGAAGUGAAACUAACCCUGUACCAGCGCCUGCGGAAAUUGAGAUGAGAAUAAAGAUGAAGAUAUUUAAAAUAUGUAAAGACACUAAUAACAGUUAAUAAUAUUCAUGCGAUCCCAGCCAGUCCAGUCUGAUUCGACACUUAAUUACCAGCCCCAGUUUAGGAAAGGACAUUUAAUGAUGCAGUUUUACGGCAUCGUCUCAGUAUCACAGUGAGGUUGGGCGAUGGCUGCGUGCUCCCAUGCAGUCUCGUACGAUCAGACUCCCCCCCCCAUGCUUUCAGACUGGCUGGCUAUGCUUUAUAGUCUCGCCUCUCUCUGCAAGACCCUCCGGUGCUCUGCCGUUAUCCCCCCCCCCUCAGAACAGCUUCCAACCAUCCAGUCAGUCCAGUCGCACCCAUCCACCUUUCACUGCGAGCACUCACAGUCGCUGACCACCCUUCCCGCUCGUUUGGACACCGCAGACCCCCACCCUCCCGCACAGGAUUAUGGAUCAGUGGGUUAUAAGGGGGGGGUGUCAUUCUCAGUCCGGCCCGUCAUUCAUGAGGCCGAGGCUCCGGUCCUGCCGCCAUCCCUACUCCACCGGCAGCGACAUUCCCGUCUCCCUGCUCUUUAUCCCAUUCGCUGAGCCAGUCCCAAACUCAUGUAAUAUUUACUCUCAUCUACAUAUUUAAUAACCACUCCCACUCUACCCCCACUUCCUGUCCCGCUCCCGUGUUCCUGCCUUAUGCCUUAGUUAUCCUUCCAACCUUCCUUACCAUUUUAGUUUUGAUGUAUUAUGGAAAAUAUUGUACUUUUUUUUUUGUUCAGAAAAUAAUACGUAAAUAAAAGGAAAUAAGGUUAAAAUCA